Messenger RNA from Pollicipes pollicipes, 1429 nucleotides. RefSeq names its product nuclear pore complex protein Nup85-like. Gene Ontology annotation, molecular function: structural constituent of nuclear pore. The coding region runs from base 161 to 1429 and encodes 422 amino acids. Gene Ontology annotation, biological process: protein import into nucleus; mRNA export from nucleus; positive regulation of DNA-templated transcription. The record is from RefSeq and is a predicted model, not a curated record. Gene Ontology annotation, cellular component: nuclear pore outer ring. Lineage: Eukaryota; Metazoa; Arthropoda; Thecostraca; Pollicipedomorpha; Pollicipedidae. The transcript is spliced from 10 exons.
GUUGGAAUCGCGGCUGCUCGAUCGGUUUGCACCGCUCCAGACAAUGGUCUGAGACUCCACAAUCUGCUGCUGGACAAUCGACGGGAUACAUAGGAGAAGAAAAUAUCACUAGUACCUUUGCAUAUAGCUGCUGAGCUGCAUCACCUUGAAAAGUGGCACCAUGGAUGAAGAUGAUUUACUUCCUUGUGUGGUGAACAUCCCAGGCUCCCGACAUGCAAGCAUGAAUGUGGUUCUUGGCUGUGACAACAAUGCUGUCCUUCAUGCGGUUGACUAUGGAGCCAAAACUGGAGCCAUGGAGAAGUCUGACGUGGCCCAGGGCGGCACCUGCGUGCGCGAGGUGUUCUGGAGCAGCGGCCAGUUCCCCGCCUGGUGGCGGCAGCUGGCCAACGAGUCGGCCGGCGUGUUCUUGGACGCGCAGGCGUUUGAGCUAACUGGCGACGAGACGGGCGCUGCGCCAGAGCCUUCUGAAGCUCAGUCGGCGCUACAGGUGGGUGUCGGUGCCCCGCUCAGCCGGCGCGUUGAAGUAUUCACCCGGCCAGUGUUCAGGUCGUGUCUGCGGGCCAGCAUGGAGACGGUGUCGGCGACGGACGCGGCCGAUGCGGAGAUGCAGCGUCAGCUCCUGGACAGCAUGGAGAUGAUCUGGCACCUCUGCGAGAUCCUCCUCAUCGAAAAGAAGCGAGGGGGUGUGGUGCUGUACCAGCUGCUGGACUGGGUGCGCCAGCACGCCACACAGUUCGACAGGGCCGCCGCCCACGUCACCGAGGCAGAGGUGCCAGAGAGCCACCCCGAGUACUGGAACACGGUAUACGGCUUCGUGCUGCAGGGGCGGCAGGACGCGGCGCGGAAGCUGCUGCGCCUGCACGGCAGCUUCGGCACGGAGCCGUUCGUCAGCGCCGACGAGCUGCUGCGCAAGACGCCGGCGGGCGGCGAGGCGAGCGUGGCCGGCUUCGAACUACGCUGGCGCGGCUGGCAGGAGCAGUGCAUCCGCCGCCUGGAGGACGGCGAGUUCGGCUUCAGCCCUCGCCUCCAGACGCUGGUCAAGAUUCUCUGCGGCGACGCUCCGACCUUCGAGGACCUGUACAAGCAGAUGGGUUCCUGGUACCACCUCAUGGUGUCCUACACCCUGUACUCCCGGCCCUGGGUGGGCAUCUCCGACCUCAGGGACGCGGCCGAGGACAGCAUCGAGGUGUUCGGCGGCGCCAGGCAGCACUCGGCGCUGGACGCCAUGCUGCACGCCGUGGUGGACGGCGACGUGCACACGCUGCUGAAGACGGCGCAGGCGACGCUGCCGGACGGUGCCCCAAGUGGAGACUCGCACAGAGCACCCAGCCGCAGCGCGAGCGGCAAGCGGCUAGACCCGUUUGGGGUCCUACAGGCUCCCCGCGCCCCGGAUAUCCUGGCCAAAGUGGAGUGUUGGGACGCGCCAUGA